Messenger RNA from Penicillium expansum, 1875 nucleotides. Its product is annotated as Rad21/Rec8 N terminal domain protein. The coding region runs from base 1 to 1875 and encodes 624 amino acids. Gene Ontology annotation, biological process: mitotic sister chromatid cohesion; synaptonemal complex assembly; replication-born double-strand break repair via sister chromatid exchange. The transcript has 5 exons. The record is from RefSeq and is a predicted model, not a curated record. Lineage: Eukaryota; Fungi; Ascomycota; Eurotiomycetes; Eurotiales; Aspergillaceae. Gene Ontology annotation, cellular component: synaptonemal complex; cohesin complex. Gene Ontology annotation, molecular function: protein binding; chromatin binding.
AUGUUUUACAGCCACGAAAUCCUCACCUCGCCAGAGCAUGGUGUCGCAACGAUAUGGCUAGUCGCAACGCUGGGAUCCCGGUCAAUUGCCAGAAGACUGAACCGAAAAGCCAUCCUGGACGUGGAUGUCCCCAAUGCAUGCCGAGUUAUUAUCAAUCCAGACGCACCCAUGGCCCUUCGACUGCAGGGGAGCUUGCUGCCCAGCAAUCUGAUCCUACCUUACGACCCGUCCUUCCUUCCCGAGACAGCUCUCCCGGGACUUGAGAUUGACUUGUCUUACUUCACUGCCACAACGGACGAUAGCUCGAGUCAACUUAGUGGUCUCUGGACCAAGUCGCCCAAUAACAGCUUGUCUGGCACUUCUCAACUUUCAAGCCUGCACCUUGAGCUCCCAUCGGAUGAUAUCCUGGGAGAGGGUACUAUCCUAGGGAUUGAUGAGAUCAAUAGGUCUGCGCAGAAGCAAUAUACUUUCCGUAACAUGACCGGGCUAGGAUUAGGCAAUGAAGAGGGUGUACUCCUUCAGCCUGACUUUGAAUUUGACGAGGAUGGCAAUAUCAUCGAGCUUGGUGCUAGAGAGAAGUCCCCUCACGCAAGGAAGUCCACCGUUGAUCCGAGGGAAAGUGAAGGACCGAUAGACGACCAAAAACACCAGCUCUAUGAAGACUCGGCGAUUAGAGUGGCCGAGACCAACGACAUGAUGGAGCUCGAUACCCAAACCGCAGGUCCGACAAUUCCCCAGGCAAAUGAAGACCUGGAUGGGGUUGAAGAAACAAUUGAAAUCGAAGUAACGAGGACCCGCCGGGUCACACGCCCAAAGGAAAUAAUCUCCGACGACACCACGGCGCUUCGAAAUAUGACGAUGGCUCAAUGGAACAAUGAAUACGUUGCGAACAUGACCCAAGCAAUGAAACAAAAGCAACAAAAUAAGAUUCCAACCAUUUCGAAGAAGAACGCUGCUUUCUGGGUUUUCGGUCAGGGAAUCGGCUCGGUUGGAGUCGGAUUGGGAAUGGACCGCGAACCGCAUCCACUCAGCCUCUUCUCAGGCGAGAAACUGUUUAAAGCAGUUGGUGGAUACCCUCAGCGAAAAGGGCGAAAGCGCAGCGCAGAUGACAAUGAAAUAUCAGGGGGACGUCGAGUACGUGCGAGAGACGAACAAGCCGAGCACCUCAGCCGUGAGAACAUGGACCGUUUCAACAUGGAAGUUGAAAUCGGCCGUGAUGCCCCCUCGAGUCUGUUUGACGACCACUCGUCCCAGAUGCCAUGGAACAUCACCGCUUCUAUUCAAAGCUCUCGGCAAAGACAUCGGUUGGGUAGUGUCAGCGAACUGUCUUCUCAAGGACGUAAGGCUCGAAGCCGUCUCACCAGCGCCAGUCCGCUUGCUGGGCGCAGCUAUCUAGGGGGAAAAGACCGACUUAGUCUCGAGCUCCUGGGCGAUUUCGGAGACGACCUGGAUCUUACCCGUUAUCUUGAAGGCGAGCUUGCAACAGACCGCGAGAAUAUCAGCUCACUCUCGCCAAGCAAGCGCUCCGCUCUCGAACGUGCCAAGUCAACUCUUGAUCGGGAAAGCUUGAAUUUCAUAGAGUUCAUGAAGACCAAGAUGGGAACUGCUAACGAUGGCAACGCAGGAAACGUGCAAACCCCGAGCAGCAACGUGUCCAGCCCAGUCGUGGCCAGACUCGGUCAGACCACAUUCGCGAGUCUCCUUCCUCCUGGUCGUACGACACGAGCCGUCGCGACUCAGGCUUUGAUGAACGUUCUCACACUCGCUACAAAGGGUGUAAUGCAUGUCCACCAAGACGAGUACAUUGACGAGAGCACCGAGUGGGCAAUCUGCUAUCGUUAUGGCGAGAUUUACCUGCAACUAUCUGGAAACUGA